This is a messenger RNA of Siniperca chuatsi (mandarin fish), 4010 nucleotides long. Its product is annotated as extracellular matrix protein 2. The record is from RefSeq and is a predicted model, not a curated record. Gene Ontology annotation, biological process: positive regulation of cell-substrate adhesion; extracellular matrix organization. Gene Ontology annotation, cellular component: extracellular matrix. The transcript is spliced from 10 exons. The coding region runs from base 1747 to 3573 and encodes 608 amino acids. NCBI's taxonomy places the organism in Eukaryota, Metazoa, Chordata, Actinopteri, Centrarchiformes, Sinipercidae. Gene Ontology annotation, molecular function: heparin binding; protein binding; collagen V binding.
GUCCAAUUUGGUUUAUGACAAAUACUUUUUAAAAACAUUAGCCUAAGCUAUUAUUUUUUUACUGCUAAUUAGCAAGUGUUAGCAUGCUAACACACUAAAUUGAGAUGGUGAAUGUAGCCAACAUUAUACCUGCUAAACAGCAUGUUGGCAUCAGUCUCACAGGGCUGCUAGCGUGGCUGUUGAUGCCUAAUCUUGUUUGCCACAUAGGGCAUUUACAGAUGUGUGCCAUAUAUGUUGUAGAGCUGGCAGUGGUCAGACUGAUAUCUUUAUUCUGAGUGACAAGAUGGCAGAGACAGAACAAGAGAUGGUUAAAAAGUGCUUUGUGUCCUAAACCACUGACUGGACCUGAAGGAGAAGAUGAAUUAUUUAUGUUGGAUGAAUCCUAGGCUUCUGCAGUGGAAAUUGUUAAUCCAGUGUGUUGUCAGAGUGAGGUUAGGGAAUGGGUUGAAUGUGGUCAGUGGAUUACUGCAUGUUCCUGUCAAGAUUUAAAUGAAUUGUCUUUGGACACAUCAGUAUUUACCUUGGAAGAGCACAUCAGGACCUGAGUGUUUAGUGUUAAGUUGUCCAAUGUGCCAUUUGGAAAAUGUCUGGGUUCUACUGUUGUCUCAGUCUCAUCAGCUGAGUUUCAGGUGCAGAAAAACAAUACCAGAUGACAAAUUAUAUAAAUUUGAUCUAAUGGAUAUGAUUAGAAAUGUUAAUGUCAGUGAAUCUUGUUAAUCACAGAAGCUGUUGUCUAGGACAUGACAACAUGCACACACAUUUUGACAGAUUGUGUGUGUGUGUAUGUGUGGUUACUGAGUAAAGAAAGAGGGGCUGUCAGCAGGUUUCACCCCACAGUGAAAAUCCCAGUUUGGCUCAAAUCUGUUGAGUGGCACCUGCUUGGCUAAGUAGUUAGCGUGGUGCUCACACACUCCAGAAUACAUGUGUAAGCAUCACAGUGUAUGUGCGUACAGACAAUAUGUAUGUACAGAAUGUAAAGACGGGCUCAUUGUUCGUUUCUCAGAGGUUGUGUUUGUUUUCAUACAUAGAUGCUAGUGGAGCUUGGCCCAACAAGGUUGACUCUGACCUGAACUGUCUAUAACCCUGUCUCUUGUUGGAAAAUGUCCAAGAUCAGUCAGAGAAAAACACACAGACACUGACAGGGCAUCACAAAUUCAUGUGUCAACCCACAUGACAAUGUCCAACUAGAAUGUAUCACAGGUAUAUGAAACUUACUGUGUUCCAGUUUCUAUCUUUUGCUCCCUGUCCGUUUCCCAUCUCCUCCACAAAUCCCUGCUUUCCACCUAGUGUUAGCAGACAGUUAUGAAAGGGUGAGGAGACGAGGAGGAGCAGGGCGGGUCUGUGUAUUUCAUGGUACGAUGAACGAGGGCCUUUAUUAACAAUGUGAGAGUUUAUUUUUUUACCUCUCCGCCUCCUAGAUAUUCCUUCCCACCGUCUUGCUCUUUCUUCGUUUCAGCAUUCACUCCGAGUUGGGGGCAUGUGCAAUAUGGUUUAGUACUACUUUUGGCCAACUCACAACAGAGAAACUGCACCACAGCUUUCACUACAAGCGUUCAUAAUCUCAAAUUGUACGCUUUUCUGGAGAGUAAUCCUCUUGUGUAAACUCUCACGUUGACUUUCUUCCCUUUGGCGUGACUGUCCGCACCUUCUGUGGAUUUGCUUUGUCAACACUUCGGCCCUGAAGAUCUAAAAGUUUUGGACUUCUCUCUCCAACUGAAACAGCUUAAAUUGAGUAAACAUCCAACAAUGCAGAUGCCAAGGACAUGUAUCAUGUUCAUUUGUCUGUGUGGCACAGCUUUAUCAGGGCGAAGCCUAAACUCUUUGCGUGCCGUGGAUGCAUACUUGGAAACCUCUUCUGAGACACCUGAAUUAGAAACAGCAGCCGUUCAUCCACCUGGAAUCGAAAGAGGAGUGACCUUCUUAGAUACAUAUGUUUCAAGUACAACUCUCCCUGCUGAGAGUGAGGAUGAACAUCCCCACAUGGAGGCAGAGGAGGCAGGGCAGCAUCAAAGAGUUGAUUUCAGGAAGCUGGAGGCAGGGUUGGGGCGACCCCUAAUGGGCUGGAGGAAGCGUGGAAAAGGAGAGGAGGAGACCAGCGCUCUCAUGGCUGUACUGAAGGAGCUUCAUGCUGAAAAGCGGCGGCUAAUGGAUCAAGGGAAAGCAGAGGAGGAGGAGGAGGAAGAAGAAGAAGAAGAUGAUGAUGAUGAUGAUGAUGAUGAUGAUGAUGAUGAUGAUGAAGACAACGAUGAUGAUGAUGAUGAUGAUGAUGAAGAGGAGGAGGAGGAAGAGGAAGAGGAAGAGGAAGAAGAAGAAGAAGAAGAGGAGGAGGAGGAGGAGGAAGAGGAAGAAGAAGAAGAGGCAACUGAGCCUCCCAGCAAUCAAACAGAAACACACUACGGCUUUACAGAAUCUCCUCUCAGAGAGUGUCAGACUGCUGACAGAGAAAUCAGCUGCAGGGGCAUCGGCAUGACUCACCUGCCAAUCAUCCACAACCUGGAGGCCACAAAGCUGGACAUGGCAGAGAACAACAUCAGAGUCAUCAAUCUGCAAGCUCUCUCUGGUCUGCCGAACCUGGACACACUGGACCUGAGCAAAAACAAACUGGAGGAUGAGUCAUUCAGCCAAAACCCUGUGUCUAACUUGACCUUUCUGAAGAAGCUGAACCUAGAUGGCAACCAGCUUACCAGGAUCCCAGCACUGCCGCCAUCUCUGGAGGAGCUCAAGAUUAACAACAACAAGCUCAGUACACUCACCCCUCACUGUUUCAAAGGUUUGAUGAACCUGUUGAAUCUGGAGCUGGAGGAGAAUACUCUCCAUGAGGGCAGUGUGUCGCCACUAGCCUUCAAACCAUUAGAGAGACUUCUGGACCUCCAGUUGGACAACAACCGCUUCCGUUUCCUCCCGCUGGGCCUUCCUCCCUCUCUUCAGGAGCUGGAGAUGAAUGAGAAUCUGAUUGAGGAGGUGACAGAAGAGCCACUGAGGGGCUGUGUCCAUUUGAAGGUGCUGGACCUGAGUCACAACCUGCUGCAUGAGCAAAGCAUCGUUACCCAAGCCUGGACCCGUCUCAGGUCUCUGGAAGCCUUGGACCUGUCCCACAACCAGUUCACCUCUGUCCCAAUGAAUCUGCCUCGCUGUCUCCGUAAACUCACCCUCCAACACAACAACAUCAGGCACAUCCCCGCCUUCACGUUCCGUCACUUGCGGCCCGGCCUACAGUCCCUCCAUCUAUCCCACAAUGCCUUGAGCAAUGAGGGUAUUGAACAAGUCUCUUUUGUUGGAACAUACCGCUCACUGGGUGAGCUCCUAUUGGACAACAAUCAUCUGGGGGAGGUCCCUCGCUGCGUUCGACAGUUUAAGAACCUACAGGUGCUGAGACUGGACAACAACCAGAUCAGGCUGGUGAGGCAGUGGGGAGUGUGCCACCCUCGUAAUUCUGGCUCCACCUUGGCUUCGGUCCACUUGGAAAAUAAUCUGCUGGAGGUGGACAAGAUUCCCCCAAAUGCCUUCUCCUGUCUCACCGAUGCUCAGGGACUGGUCCUCUAUCCACAGCAGGGGCACUCACACGACCAGUAGACCACACUGUGGGACAGACAUACACGGAUAGAUACAUACCCACAAUAUACGCAUGUGCAUCAUCAUGACAUACAGCUACUUUCUGGGGGUUUUCUGUAUCCUUCAUUUGCCUUCACUGCUUACCUCAUUCGUGCAUCAAACCCAUCAAGCAGGGUUUACAGGAAAAUAGCUUCAUGUAGUUUUCUUAGUCAGUCAAUGCUAUCAUUUUAUCAUUUCAAAACCCAUCUUUUUCUUUCACAUCUCAUCUUUGAUUAAGGAAAUGACUGUAAUGUUUGUGUAAUUUACACGGUAAUGGAACUAAUCAUUAUAUAAAGUGCUCUUGGAAGUGUAAAAGAAUAAUACAUUGCAGUGGAAUCCAGAUCCGCUCAAAACACUGGUUUUAAUCUGUCUUUUCAUUAAAGUAUAAGGUAUUAAAGUGAUACUUUUGAGAAAAUGAA